Schistocerca nitens (vagrant locust) is the source of this 1080-nucleotide messenger RNA. RefSeq lists its product as uncharacterized. Gene Ontology annotation, molecular function: G protein-coupled receptor binding. The record is from RefSeq and is a predicted model, not a curated record. Bases 1 to 1080 code for a protein of 359 amino acids. Gene Ontology annotation, cellular component: cytoplasm. Gene Ontology annotation, biological process: G protein-coupled receptor internalization; signal transduction. NCBI's taxonomy places the organism in Eukaryota, Metazoa, Arthropoda, Insecta, Orthoptera, Acrididae. The transcript is spliced from 3 exons.
AUGGAUGAUCAAAACCUGCUACCUCCUCAAGCCGCUGCGAGCUCCGUUGGAGAGUCAGCGCCGACGACGACGCCGCAGCCCAACGGUGCAGAGGUUCCUACAGCCUCUGCCCACCGCAGCGUCGUGGGCACCCAGCCGCCGUCACUGUCGGGAUCGGACACAGGGAUUCCUGGUGACCGAGACCGUGUCGAGCCCCGCCCUCCAGUGGAUGUCGAAUCUCGGACCCGUAAGCAAAAAUCACCCAAGCGGCACAAGAAGAGGCGAUUGCCAGUUGUAGAACGGGACAGGGAUGUGACACCGGCGGAAAGCAUCGACUUCGUUGACUCGUCUACAGUUGCAACGGCCUCCAGUGGCAUCAUUCACCAGAAGGCGCCUGAAGAUAAGGAACACUCUCCUACAUCUGAUGGCCCUGAAAACGAGGCGCACUGCGUCGAUUCCCAAAAUGUGGGCUCCUGUGAAAGCGACCAGCCAUCACUGACAUCACAAUCCUCUCCUGGUGAUUGGGCAGACGAUAUGAAGGUCGAUGAUGCACAGCAAACAUCGAUACCUCCACCAGAGUCCAUGACUGACAUUGAGCCCGUUUUCGCGGUGCAGCACGUGGACGUGUGCAUGUUCACGAACGGCAAGUUCAAGAACGUGGUGGCGAUGCAGAACAGCGGCACCGAGUGCCCGCUGGCUCCGGGCGGCAAGCUGCUGCGCACGUACGCGCUGCGCCCCGCCAAGAGCGCCACCAAGAACUGGAUCGCACUCGAGGACUCGUUCAACCGGCCGGGCGCCUCGCUCGCUUCCACCGUCGUCGCCGCCCCCUCCGUGCCCGACGACCGCAACGUCUUCGCCAUCUACGUCUCGUACUACGUCAAGGUGAAACUUCUGCUGGGUGCCAUGGGCGGAGAGCUGGCGCUGAAGCUGCCGUUUAUGCUGGUGCACCCGUCGAGCGAGUCGCGGGCCGCAGCCGCAGCCGCGGCAGCUGACUCCAGCGGGGAGGUGGAGGUGGAGCAGCCGGCGGGGGCGGAGGGGGGCGCGAGCAGCAGCAAGCGCGAGGAGGACCUGAUCGAGCACUGCGGCGCCGACCCGUCCUGA